Molecule: messenger RNA, 939 nt
Organism: Bombina bombina (fire-bellied toad)
Lineage: Eukaryota; Metazoa; Chordata; Amphibia; Anura; Bombinatoridae
Product: olfactory receptor 6C74-like
Exons: 1
Coding region: 1-939 (312 amino acids)
Biological process (GO): G protein-coupled receptor signaling pathway
Cellular component (GO): membrane
Molecular function (GO): G protein-coupled receptor activity; olfactory receptor activity
Source: RefSeq, a predicted model, not a curated record
AUGGACCAUUCAAAUUAUACCAUAACAUAUUUCAUUCUAAAAGGGAUUUCCGAUCAUCCUGCCCUCCAGGCGCCAAUUUUCUUUCUGAUCCUGCUUACAUAUCUAAUCACCCUUGGAGGUAACAUGACCAUCAUUGUACUUAUCUACCUGGAUCUCCAGCUGCAAACUCCAAUGUAUUUCUUUCUUUCUAAUUUGUCCAUAAUGGAUAUGUCCUUCACCACUAUCACUCUACAUAAGAUCCUUCUUGUCUCUAUAACAGGAGAUCAUAUCAUUUCUUUUCUUGGUUGUAUGACACAAAUGUAUUUUUUUAUAGCCUUGGCAGGAGAUGAGUUGACAAUACUAACAGCUAUGAGUUAUGAUCGCUAUGUGGCCAUUUGUAACCCAUUGCGUUAUCCAGUGGUCAUGAACCGCAGAGACUGUAUUCUGUUGGUUAUUUUCUGUUGGGUGAUGGGAUUUUUAGAAUCUUUACCUUAUUUAUGUUUGAUAUCAAAUUUCUCUUGCUAUAGAUCUAAUGAGAUCAACCACUACUUCUGUGACAUUGUGCCUCUUAUGAAACUCACUUGUAGUGAUACUUCUGUUUUGGAACUUUAUAUACUUACUGGAGGAAUAUUUCUAGCAGGCUUGAUACCUUCUCUUCUCACUGUUGUCUCUUACAUUUUUAUUAUUGCUACCAUAUGGAGAAUCAACUCAAGUUUGGGUAGACGUAAAGCCUUUUACACAUGUUCCUCACACCUCACAGUUGUCAUCCUUCUUUAUGUGACUCUCUUCUGUCAGUACCUAAGACCUGUUUCCAAGGACAGCUUAAACUCUAAAAAGCUUCUAUCGUUCUUUAACACAGUUGCUGUUCCUGUAUUGAAUCCAUUAAUUUAUAGCUUAAAAAAUAAAGAUGUGAAUUCAGCAAUGAGAAGAAGAUUGAGAUCUUGUAAAUUAUUCAUAUAA